AUGGCGAGGAGGAAGAGCAAUUCCAGGCAGCUCUUGUCUGUGGGCCCCUACUUGGGCGUGGGCCCUCGGCAGAUGCCCUACCCUGCAAGUGCUGCUGUGAGGAUCAAUGAAAACGGGCAGAAGAUCAUCUACUUGCCCAAAGGGGAGACGGUCAAGCUGGGAUGCCCCUUUGCUUCAGACCCAGAAGACAACACGCCCGACAGUGACUGGGACAUCGAAUGGCAGCAAGUGAGGCCCGGCCCGCAUCCUCAGAGCAACCGGCUCUUGGGCUACCAUGAUCACCAAGUCAUCUAUCCUGGGCCUCCUGACUACCGGCAGCGAGUGGGGUUCACAUCAGCAGACCCCAGCCUGUACGACGCUUCCAUGCAGCUGCGCGACCUGCAGAUCGCAGAUUCGGCAACGUACGAAUGUAGGGUGAAGAAAACCACUGAGGCCAGCCACAGAGUGACCAUCACCGUACAAGAAAGGCCGGUGGUACCCCAGUGCUUGAUCCUCGGCGACAUUGCCUAUGGCGGGGACAUCACGCUGCGCUGUGUGGCUGGCGGAGGCUCCCCGCCCCUCAGCUACCGUUGGUCCAUGACUCAUGGGGAUCAGUUCAGGGACUGGCUGCCCCCAGUGGGAUCGAUCGGCUCUGCUCCAGGCGACCUUCGCUUCCAUGACUUGAGCGAAGACGACGCGGGCACCUAUCAGUGCGCUGUUGGCAAUAACGUGGGCGUCGCCUAUUGCACCGUGGACAUCUUCUUUGAAAGCGGGCUCAGCUACAGCUGGCUGGUCAUAGGAGCCAUUCUCAUCGCCGCCCUGACGGCGGCCAUCAUCGCCGUGUCGGUGACUUGGUGCUGCUGCUGCUGCUGCGGGCGAAGUGGCUGUGGAGGAUGCGGCGGCGGAUGCGGCGGAGGCGGAUGCGGCGGCGGUGGAGGAUCGUGCUGGGACGGCUGCUGCGGCUCUUGCAACAAACAUGAGGAGAAGCAGGACUGCGUCGAGACCAAGGGCAACGAGAUCUGCGUGGACGCCAUCCCUCCCCCAAGUCGGCCCUGCAGCCAGGCCUUCAGCCGGGCCAGCAGCCUCCACUCCUUGCUCGGCUUCAAGACGGCCAACGUCCAGUACACGCAGGGCCGCAAGUUCGUGCCCCCCAUCGUCCAGGUCAAGACGACGCCUCUCCCGGAGCCGGACGUGAACGUCGUCGUGCCUGCCGAUCUCCCUUCACCCCCCUGUUCGGAGGGCGGAGACGUGGUCGAGCACUACUACGCCACGAAGGUGCAGGGGACCUAUUCGCCCGCGAGUUCCGAGGCCAGAUACAUCAAGGGCGAGGACCAAGAGGGCUCGUCUUCCCCACCUCACAUCUUCUCCAGCAAGACCGCCUAUGCCACCACGGACACCACUGCCCUCCACUGGAAAGACGGCACCAACAGGCAUUAUAAAGGGGCCGUUGUGAUGAUGCGGUCGUCCAGCAAGGAAGGGCUAUUGAUAUGAGGCGGGGGCGGAGCAUGCAGCAGGGC
Molecule: messenger RNA, 1496 nt
Organism: Elgaria multicarinata webbii
Lineage: Eukaryota; Metazoa; Chordata; Lepidosauria; Squamata; Anguidae
Product: V-set and immunoglobulin domain-containing protein 8-like
Exons: 7
Coding region: 1-1470 (489 amino acids)
Cellular component (GO): intracellular anatomical structure
Source: RefSeq, a predicted model, not a curated record